Messenger RNA from Anolis sagrei ordinatus, 1335 nucleotides. It is a transcript of the gene C1H1orf115, whose product is annotated as chromosome 1 C1orf115 homolog. Lineage: Eukaryota; Metazoa; Chordata; Lepidosauria; Squamata; Anolidae. The record is from RefSeq and is a predicted model, not a curated record.
ACCUGUUGCCUCUGCCUGGCCGCCGGCCCCCGUCCACCUCCUGCGGGGAGACAGAAAGCGAGCAAAGAUCGCCUUGCCUUGCGCCUCGCCUCCGUCCCCAUGACGGUCGGGGCCAAGCUGAGAGCCAGCUGCCCUCGGCUUAGCCGGGGCCAGGCAGAGGACCAGGUCUCCAUCCUCCAGAGGGAAGAAGGGAAAGAGAGGCCGCAGCAAGAAGCCGAGGARGAGGAGGAGGAGGAAGGGAAGGCGAGGGCGGAGGGGCCGGCUCCGGAGAGCCCCUCGGGGGAGAGCCCGUCGGCCAAGAAGGUGGCCUUCGCCUGCCUCCCGGAGAAGUACCAGCCCCUGGGAGAGGAAGGCGGGCGGAAGAGCAAGCGGCGCCGGAGGAAGCUCAGGAAAUACGGCAAGAACGUGGGCAAAGCACUACAAAAAGGCUGCCGUUACCUGGUCCUCGGCUUGCAGGGGUUAGCCAAUGCCUAUUCGUCUCCGCUCGGAGUGGCCGCUUCAGUAGCCACAGUGUUCCGCUAGCCCUGAGAGGAAGAUGCUGGCAUUGAAGCACAAGGAUGUUUCUCCUUUCCUUACGCACUUUGCCUUUGGGAAUGACUUCAACUCAGUAAUAAGGAGAAGAAAUGGAUCAUAUUGAACAUUAAGGAGCAUAGGCUGAUAUGCUCUGUUUUGAACAAAUUAUUCUUACUGUUUGCACACGGGGAGAUCAGAUCAAAAGCACAAGUGAGACCAAAGGUUGGAUUAGCAUUGAUUAAUUAUGCCAGACUGAGAAAAUAUAUCACACGUGAGCAUAGCAUACAUAGAUAUACACUCACAAAAGGAGGAAGAAAAGGAAAGUAAAUGAGGUGAAGAGGCAAGACUGAGGAAUAAAAGAGAGAUAAGGAGAGAAAGAGAAGGAAAUAGAAGAAAGGAAAUGUUGGUCUCUCCCCACACCCACCCAAUCAAGUCUGUGGUGCCUUUACAUGCUUUGAGACAAUCUGGCAUUCAACAGAUACAGCUGUCUACAGUACUGUCUCUCUUUAAUAUCUGUAUCACUGUAUUACAUCCUGUAACCACCACCAAUCUGUUAUAGAUACUUUGGAACCUCGUGAGAUAAUUCUAAUGAGGCAGGUUUAUCAGAUUCAAGGAAUGGUUGCUUUCAUUUUUCUGAGGAAUGCACAGAAUGAAAUGUUUUUGCCAGUGUUGGGAUAUAGUGGUCUUUGUUGUUGUUGAUGUGUGCCUUCAAGUCACCUCUGACUUAUGACAACCCUAAGGUAAACCUAUCAGGGAGUUUUCUGGAGCUGAAAGUGUGUGGCUCACCAAAGGUCACCCAAGUAGAUUUCCAUAGCCAAACAA